Molecule: messenger RNA, 417 nt
Organism: Angiostrongylus costaricensis
Lineage: Eukaryota; Metazoa; Nematoda; Chromadorea; Rhabditida; Metastrongylidae
Source: the annotation of a GenBank genome assembly
AUGCCGGAAGCUGAGGAAGGUAAGUCAGUUCGUGUCAUGGCUGCACCACACACUGCUGUCGCUACCGGGAAAUGGACCCUACGACAACUAAGACAGACUGAUGCGAUCGUGCCACUUCAGAGCGGCACGAAUCAGUUCGACUCGCAGCGGGGGAAGACAGGAUUCGGAAUGCCGAGAAACACGCAAACUGCUGUCGAAUUUGCCGACAACGGAAAACGUUGGUCGAUCGAGCAACUUCGCGCCAGCGACGCCAUCGUCCGACUGCAGUCCGGCACCAAUCAAUUCGAAAGUCAAAAGGGUAUGACUGGAUUUGGGAUGCCACGUGACGUGAAAGGAAAACAUCUGAAACGAAUCUGGGAACUCGAAUUCCCUGACGAGGCAAUCGCUGAUCGGCCGGCCACCGAAAAUAAUCAGUGA